Molecule: messenger RNA, 792 nt
Organism: Ceraceosorus guamensis
Lineage: Eukaryota; Fungi; Basidiomycota; Exobasidiomycetes; Ceraceosorales; Ceraceosoraceae
Exons: 3
Coding region: 1-792 (263 amino acids)
Source: RefSeq, a predicted model, not a curated record
AUGACCGCAUCCAUCCCACUGGGCGAUUCGACGCCUACCCGGCUACUGGCCCAUACGCUUCAUCCCAGCACUUUCGAAGUUCCCCCCUCCUCGACCGGACCAGGUCGAUCGAACGCUGAAGCUCAAUUGUCGGACUGGAGACGUUCGAACCGCACAGCGGGCUCCACAUCGCUCUCCGCCUCGGCUGCCAAGCAGAUGGAGAGGCUGGCUGUGUUCAGGCACGCCAGAGGCGAUCACUUGCCCAGCAGGGGAAUACAAGCCGAGAAGUUCAGAAUGCGCAGGGCGCUGGACGGACUGCCGCCCGUCGGAAGUACCGCCGAUGCUGAUGAUUUGAGCGACGAGGAGGCCGAGCUGCAACACUUGCAAGAUCGUGUAGCCAAUUUUGGAGACGACUAUAUAGUGCAGAUCGGUCGGAUGCGCACGAGGCAGGAGGAAGAUCUCUCGGCCACCGACAGAGGACGCACGCCAUCGAGCGAUGGCUCGGAUGCUGAAGGAGGGCCGAGCGGAGGUCCGCCUGUUGGUCAUACAGGACAUGCAGCCGCAGCUGCCGCGGCCGCAGCUCGACAAGCUCAGAUCACACAAGCGAAUACGCAAGCAAGGACGGCAGCCGAUGCCGGAAGAUUAGCUGCAAUGCGAGCCCGAGCCCGAGCUGGUGCUGCUGCUGCUGCUGCUGCUGCAACACCAGCAGCUGAUGGCGCAGCUAUAAAUCCAGGCGAAGAUGACAUUGGAACGAACGCUACAGGAAUGGAAAUGGAAAGAGACUUGGAUGCUAGUGUCGAAGAUAUGGAUUGA